Messenger RNA from Bombina bombina (fire-bellied toad), 1632 nucleotides. It is a transcript of the gene GDE1, whose product is annotated as glycerophosphodiester phosphodiesterase 1. Gene Ontology annotation, molecular function: phosphoric diester hydrolase activity. NCBI's taxonomy places the organism in Eukaryota, Metazoa, Chordata, Amphibia, Anura, Bombinatoridae. The transcript is spliced from 6 exons. The record is from RefSeq and is a predicted model, not a curated record. Bases 336 to 1322 code for a protein of 328 amino acids. Gene Ontology annotation, biological process: lipid metabolic process.
AUAUCCCAGCUCCCAGGCGGCAAUAACAGCGCCUGGCAACGGCCGUACCAGGCUCCUCCCUAGAGGUGUUGUAACCUACCGAGGUACCACCCAGCUGUGUGCCAGGGCCUCUGUCACCCAAUAAAGUAAUAGCUCGGGGCGGGACCACAGCUCAAACUUGGUCCAGUGCUUUAGUUACUUCCUGAGGUGGGAGGUACCGGACCGCGGUUAUCUGACAAUACCCUGGCACAGGCUGUAAGUGCCGGGCCCGGCUGCCCCUGGUACCCAACCUGCUGAGGCAUUUCACCGGUGUUUCCUGUUAUCAGCGCCGGCAAUCUACUCCUCUGUUGGGCACAAUGUUGUGGUUUGAGGGCCUGGUCGCCUCGUUCAGCGCCUUGUUCGUGUUCAUGUUGGUGCUCACCCGCAGCCCCCUGCUCUCGUGCAUUCUGGUUUGCGCCUUCUUCUUGCUGCUGGUAACCACCAGGUACGAGCCUGUCCCGGAGGAACGGGCCCUGCAGGUGCUGAAGCCACAGGGACGGGUGGCGGUCAUCGCCCACAGAGGAGGAGGACACGAUGCUCCUGAGAACACACUGGCAGCCAUCAGAAUGGCGGCGAAAAAUGGUGCAACUGGUGUAGAACUGGAUUUGGAGUUCACCAGAGAUGGUAUCCCAAUUUUGAUGCACGAUGAAACGGUAGAACGGACAACGGAUGGCUCUGGUAGCUUGAGUGGCCUCUCAUAUUCAGAUAUUAGGAAACUCAAUGCUGCAGCCAAGCAUCGUUUGCGACAUGUGUAUCAAGAGGAAAAGGUUCCUUCAUUGGAUGAAGCCGUUACAGAAUGUAUCAACUUAAAUCUGACCAUUUACUUUGAUGUGAAAGGUCACGCAGACAAGGCUGCUGAAACAUUCCGAAAACUAUAUGUACAAUUCCCUCGCUUGUACAAUAGCAGCAUUGUGUGCUCAUUUGAACCAAGUGUUAUUUAUAAAAUGCGACAAGCGGAUAAAAAUGUAGUCACUGCUUUAACACACAGACCAUGGAGCCUUAGCCAUUUGGGCGAUGGAACACCGCGGUUCACCUCCACAUUUAAGCAUUACUGGUUCAUGUUCCUGGAUAUUUUAUUGGACUGGGCCUUACAUAAUAUCCUAUGGAACCUUUGUGGGAUCUCUGCUUUUUUGAUGCAGAAAAAUCGUAUCUCAAAAGAAUACGUGGAUAGCUGGAACUACAGAGGGGUGGAAGUCGUGGCUUGGACAAUCAACGAUGCCACUGAAAAGUUUUAUUAUGAAAACUUCCUUAAAUGUAACUAUAUCACUGACAGCUUGUUGGAAGAUUGUGACCCGCAUUAUUGAGCCACUUGGAAACACAGAAGAUUCACUUUUCUGGAUUUUUUUAGGCAGCAGCGCAUACUUCCGUCCAUCUAUUUAUAAAGUCUCAUACACAGAACAUUCAUCUCUUGAGUCACCUUUUUUAUGUCCAGUUCUUAGUACAAGGACAGCAGGAAAGUGUAAUCUACUAAUAUUUAGUAAAGGCAGGUGGUAUUGUUUGUUUGUAUAUCAUUUCUUUUACUACCCACAAACAGCAUCAACGUAAUGUCAGUAAUGAAAAGCUAAACAAUAAAAUAGGCAAUAAAGAAUGUCCUAAAAGGGACAUAAAACACAA